Messenger RNA from Rhagoletis zephyria (snowberry fruit fly), 1603 nucleotides. RefSeq names its product flocculation protein FLO11-like. NCBI's taxonomy places the organism in Eukaryota, Metazoa, Arthropoda, Insecta, Diptera, Tephritidae. The record is from RefSeq and is a predicted model, not a curated record.
GAAAAAUUCAACGAACAUGAAAGUAGUAUUAACAUUGUACGCAGCAUGCUUAGCGCUGCUCACUGUAUCAGCACGUCCAUCUAAUGAAGGGCUUGGUUUCCUAAACGACGAAGCAGAUCGUGCGCUUAUUUCUGCGGCAGCGGACUUAUUCACCGCCAUCUUCAAUCCAAAAGGAGUUGUGGAUGUUAAUGAAAACAGUCAUCACGCCUUUGGCGCUCAACAGUGUGUAAAUGUGCAUAAUUUACGUUAUAAGAAGUCAGUAUCCAAUGCUGGAAGCAAAAUCCGCGAUGCAGCCAGACUAAAAGACUCGACUAUAGAACGUUAUUUGCGCAAAAACGAUGCCGCACAAUUGCAGCUGCAAUUCGUGGAGAUUAUCGAAGAGUGCGGUAGACUUCGGCAGUCGGAUGAACGACUUGAUUGUCAAGUCGAUGUGAUUUCUAAUGUAUUCAGUGAUAUUGCCGCUUCAUCUACGGAAUAUACAUGGAUUAACAAAAUACUUAUACGCUACCGCUUACAUGGACUUAGCUGGAAUUUGUUUGCUGGAUCCAUUGAAUUGGAGAAAUGUUUGUCCGUUUUUCCCGGCCAAGCUACUGAUGUACCACCAAAAGGUAUUCGCCCUAAACCUACUACCGAGGGCCCAACAAGAGCUCCACAAACCACCGCAGCACCUCCUCAAACAACUACACUAGAGACGACCAUUGUUGAAACCACAAAUGCAGCGGAAACGACCACAAAUGCGGGGGAAACGACCACAAAUGCGGUGGAAACGAGCACAAGUGCGGUGGAAACGACCACAAAUUCGGUGGAAACGACCACAAAUGCGGAGGAAACGACCACAAGUGAGGGGGAAACGAGCACAAAUGCGGUGGAAACGACCACAAAUUCGGUGGAAACGACCACAAAUUCGGUGGAAACGACCACAGCAGAUUCUACUGAAUCUGAGAAGUCUACUACCGAGCCUUCUGCAGCAGAAACAUCAACACUUGAACCAGAAGACACCAGCACAGAUUCCACUGCAGAAACUGCUGUAGAAGAAUCAUCAACGCCUGCUACAGAAACAUCCACCGCAGACCCUUCUACAACAGAGGCGCCCGCAACUGCUACGGCUAGCCCUCCUCUACUAGAGUCAACUACCAAUGGAACAACUGGUCCUUCGCCAAACUCUACUGCCAGUUCCAACAGCAACUCAGAUAACUCUAACAGCGAUGAAAGUUCAUUGAAACCAUCACCAAAUAGCUCAUCAGAAGGGUCAGAACCGAAUGCUCCAGCUAGUAUAAAUAGCAACGAAGACUCCGGAAGCUCUCCUGAUAAAGAAUCUAACAGCAAUGAAAAUUCGAGUACAAUUGUGAAACCAGAGGGACCAUCAGCUGAGUCAGGGCAAAGUUCGCCUGCUAGCAAAAACAGCAACGAAGACUCCGGAAGCUCUCCUGACAAAGAGUCUAACAGUAAUGAAAAUUCGAGUACAAUUGUGAAACCAGAGGGACCAUCAGCUGAAUCAGCGCAAAGUUCGCCUGCUAGCAAAAACAGCAACGAAGACUCCGGAAGCUCUCCUGAUAAAGAAUCUAACAGUGAUGAAGGUUCAAGUGAUGCGGACGAUGAUUAG